Messenger RNA from Chelonoidis abingdonii (Abingdon island giant tortoise), 9202 nucleotides. The record is from RefSeq and is a predicted model, not a curated record. Lineage: Eukaryota; Metazoa; Chordata; Testudines; Testudinidae.
CACAUACACCUCGCAAUCCUGCUGAAAGCAGGGAGAAGGGAGGCAGCCUGGGCUCAUUUAGCAGACGAAUUCCCACUGACAUUUGUAAAUUACGCAGCUCGAUUGCAGACUUGCUGCUGCUGCUGAUUUACUGAGUGUGCAGCCAAGCAACCCAGGCAGAGGAGGACGCUUCAAUCCGGCUACAACAAUGUCUGAGUUUCUUUUAGCCUUAGUAGCGAUCUCAGGAUUAUUUCCUGUUGCUAAGGUGCUGGCAGUGGGAGCCGAUCGAGAAGAACAGCUGUGUGACAUAGGAGAGUUUCUUUGCGAUGAUCAUGUGACUUGUGUGUCUCAAAAUUGGCUAUGUGAUGGAGAACCCAACUGUCCAGAUGAUUCAGAUGAGUCUUUAGAUACCUGUCCUGAGGAAAUAGAAUUCAAGUGUCCCCUGAAUCAUAUGACUUGCAUCGGUACAAACAGAUGUAUUCACUUGUCCCAACUCUGCAAUGGUGUAUAUGACUGUUCAGAUGGGUAUGAUGAAGGAGUACAUUGUCGGGAAUUAUUACCCAAAUGCCAACGGAUGAAUUGCCAAUACAAAUGUAGUAUUUCAAGGAAUGGCACCAGCUGUUACUGUGAGGAUGGAUAUGAAGUAGGCGAUGAUGGAAGAAACUGCAACGAUUUAGAUGAAUGUAAUGUGUAUGGGACCUGUAGCCAAACCUGUAUAAAUACAGAUGGAUCAUAUGCAUGUAGUUGUGUGGAGGGUUAUGUACUUCAGCCUGACAACAGAUCUUGCAAAGCCAAAAAUGAGCCCAGUGAUAGACCUCCAGUUCUUCUGAUUGCAAGCUCUGAAACUAUUGAAGUAUUAUAUCUUAAUGGAAGUAAAGUUCCUACUCCAAACUCAGUGAAAGGAAAUGGAAUUAAUACACUGGAUUUUAUAUACAAUAAGGACACAAUUUGUUGGAUUGAAUCGAAAGAAUCUUCAAGUCAGCUGAAAUGUACCAAGAUAUCAAAAUCUUGGAGAUUAACAGAUGAAUGGAUAAUAAACAUUGCACAGUAUCUUCACAAUGUACAACAAAUGGCAAUCGACUGGCUCACUGGAAAUUUUUAUUUUGUGGAUCAUGUCAGUGACAGAAUCUUUGUGUGUAAUCACAAUGGAACUGUGUGCAUUACCCUGAUUGAUCUUGAUCUUCAAAACCCUAAGGCAAUAGCUGUUGAUCCAACAUCAGGAAAACUUUUCUUUACCGACUAUGGGAAUGUGGCCAAAAUUGAAAGAUGUGACAUGGAUGGGAUGAAUAGAACAAGGAUAGUAGAAUCUAAAAUUGAGCAGCCAACUGCUGUUGCAGUAGAUCUGGUCAAUAAAUAUGUUUACUGGAUAGACAUAUAUCUGGACUACAUAGAAGUUGUUGACUAUCAAGGAAGAAACAGGCAUACAGUAAUUCAAGGCCGACAAGUUAGGCAUCUUUAUAGUUUAACAGUAUUUGAAAACUAUCUAUAUGCAACUAAUUCAGAUAAUUUCAGCAUCUUACAAAUAAACAAAUACAAUCGCACAGAUGUUGAGUCACUGAUUAGACUUGAAAAUGCAAGAGAGAUCCAUGUCUAUCAGAAAAGAAUGCAGCCAUCAGUCAGAAGCCAUGCAUGUGAAGUAGACCCAUAUGGAAUGCCAGGAGGGUGUUCACACAUCUGUCUGCUCAGCAGCAACUACAAAACACGGACUUGUCGCUGCAGGACUGGCUUCGUCUUGGGAAGUGAUGGCAGGUCAUGCAAAAGGCCAAAGAAUGAGUUGUUCCUGUUUUAUGGGAAGGGACGCCCGGGAAUCAUACGAGGAAUGGACCUGAAUUCCAAAAUUGCUGAUGAAUAUAUGAUCCCCAUAGAAAACCUGGUCAACCCUCGUGCUCUGGACUUCCAUGCUGAGACCAAUUACAUCUACUUCGCUGACACGACAAGCUUCUUGAUUGGGCGACAGAAAAUUGAUGGCACAGAGCGUGAGACCAUUUUGAAAGAUGAUCUUGAUAAUGUUGAAGGUAUAGCCGUGGACUGGAUUGGAAAUAAUUUGUACUGGACAAAUGAUGGCCACAGGAAAACAAUUACUGUAGCCAGAUUGGAGAAAGCUUCUCAAAGUCGAAAAAUUUUGUUAGAGGGAGAUAUGUCUCAUCCGAGAGGAAUUGUCGUUGAUCCUGUCAAUGGCUGGAUGUAUUGGACGGACUGGGAGGAAGAUGAAAUAGAUGACAGUGUGGGAAGAAUCGAGAAGGCAUGGAUGGAUGGCUACAGGCGGCAGAUUUUUGUGACAUCAAAGAUGCUGUGGCCAAAUGGUUUAACUCUGGACUAUCAUACAAAUGUUUUGUACUGGUGUGAUGCCUAUUAUGAUCACAUUGAAAGAAUAUUUUUGAAUGGAACUGACAGAAAGGUAGUCUACAAUGGGAAGGAGCUGAAUCAUCCUUUUGGGCUAUCACAUCAUGGAAACUAUAUUUUCUGGACAGAUUAUAUGAAUGGCUCUAUUUUUCAGUUGGAUCUGAUGAUGAGGAAUGUGACGCUACUAAGAAGUGAGAGGCCACCUCUCUUUGGGCUUCAGAUUUAUAAUCGCUACAAGCAGCAAGGUGACAAUGCAUGUCGUGUAAAUAAUGGAGGCUGCAGCACUCUUUGUUUAGCCAUUCCUGGAGGCAGAGUUUGUGCCUGUGCUGAUCAUCAGCUCCUAGAGGAAAACAGUACAGUGUGCAUGAUUAAUCCUGGAGAAGCGUUACCUCAGUUGUGCAAACCUGGAGAAUUUCAGUGUAACAACAAGCGCUGUAUCCAGGACCGCUGGCGGUGUGAUGGAGAUGAUGAUUGUUUGGAUGCCAGUGAUGAGCAUUCAGAAAUUUGCUUCAAUCAUAGCUGUCCUGAUGAUCAAUUUAAGUGCCAGAAUAACCGCUGCAUCCCCAAGAGGUGGCUUUGCGAUGGAGCUAAUGAUUGUGGAAAUCAUGAAGAUGAAUCAAAUGAAACCUGUGCAGCAAGAACAUGUCAAGUUGAUCAGUUUUCUUGUGGGAAUGGACGUUGUAUUCCAAAAUCGUGGUUGUGUGAUAGGGAGGAUGACUGUGGUGAUGAAACAGAUGAAAUGGCAUCAUGUGAAUUCCCAACCUGUGAACCACUAACUCAAUUUAUAUGCAAAAAUGGAAGAUGUGUUAGCAGUAAAUGGCACUGUGACUCAGAUGACGACUGUGGCGAUGGGAGUGAUGAGUUGGGUUGUGUUCACUCAUGCUCCAGUAACCAGUUCAGAUGCUCCAAUGGCAGAUGUAUACCAAGUCAUUGGGCUUGUGAUGGUGACAAUGACUGUGGAGACUUCAGUGAUGAAACCAAAACAAACUGCACCAAAGAAGAAACUCCCUCUCCUGGAGGAUGCAAUGAGAAAGAAUUUCAGUGUAACCCUGAUGGGAAUUGUGUUCCCGUGUUGUGGCGCUGCGAUGGAGAAAAGGAUUGUGAAGAUGGCAGCGAUGAAAAGGGCUGUAAUGGAACUAUACGCUUGUGUGAUGAGAGAACCAAGUUUUCCUGCAAGAAUACAAGGAGAUGCAUUAGCAAAGCGUGGCUAUGUGAUGGAGAUAUUGAUUGUGACGAUCAGUCUGAUGAGGAUAAUUGCGAGAGCUAUAUGUGUGGACCACCAAAAUAUCCUUGUGCUAAUGAUACCUCCAUCUGCCUACAGCCUGAGAAGCUCUGUAAUGGGAGAAGAGAUUGUCCUGAUGGAUCUGACGAAGGCGACCUUUGUGAUGAAUGUUCGCUUAACAAUGGUGGAUGUAGCCACCAGUGUUCUGUAGUUCCUGGAAGAAGAAUUGUGUGUUUCUGCCCUCCAGGAUUUUAUCUAAAUCCAGACAACAAAACCUGUGAAAUUGUGGAUUACUGUACCAAGCAUCUUAAGUGUAGUCAAGUGUGUGAACAGCACAAACAUAGUGUCAAGUGCUCCUGUUAUGAAGGUUGGAAGAUCAGUAAUGAUGGUGAAAGUUGCACUAGUAUUGAUCCAUUUGAAGCUUUCAUCAUUUUUUCCAUUCGUCACGAGAUCAGAAAGAUUGAUCUUCACAAGCGAGACUAUAGUCUCUUAGUUCCUGGUUUAAGAAACACAAUAGCACUUGAUUUUCAUUUCAAUCAGAGCUUACUGUACUGGACAGAUGUGGUGGAAGAUAAAAUUUACCGAGGCAAGCUUUCUGAAACUGGAGGUGUGAGUGCCAUUGAAGUCGUUGUGCAACAUGGCCUGGCCACUCCUGAGGGUCUUACAGUAGAUUGGAUUGCAGGAAACAUAUACUGGAUAGACAGCAAUUUGGAUCAGAUUGAAGUAGCAAAAUUAGAUGGCACUUUAAGAACAACAUUAAUAGCAGGUGCUAUGGAGCAUCCCAGGGCUAUUGCCUUAGAUCCUAGAUAUGGAAUUCUGUUUUGGACAGACUGGGAUGCUAAUUUUCCUCGCAUUGAGUCUGCUUCUAUGAGUGGGGCAGGAAGAAAAAUCAUCUAUAAAGACAUGGAUACCGGAGCCUGGCCUAAUGGUCUUACUGUUGAUCACUUUGAAAAAAGAAUAGUAUGGACAGAUGCUAGGUCUGAUGCAAUUUAUUCUGCAUUAUACGACGGAACUGGAAUGAUAGAGAUCCUACGGGGUCAUGAAUAUCUUUCUCACCCCUUUGCUGUCUCACUGUAUGGAAGCGAAGUGUAUUGGACUGACUGGAGGACCAAUACAUUGUCAAAAGCCAAUAAAUGGACAGGGCAAAAUGUUAGUGUGAUACAGAAAACCAGUGCACAGCCUUUUGACCUUCAAAUAUACCAUCCAAGUCGUCAACCACAAGCUCCUAAUCCUUGUGCUGCUAACAAUGGCAGAGGUCCAUGUUCUCAUAUGUGUCUGAUCAAUCACAAUAGAAGUGCUGCAUGUGCAUGUCCUCAUCUGAUGAAACUGUCCAUAGAUAAGAAAACAUGUUAUGAUAUUCAGAAUAUUAGAGGCCUUGCAGUGGAUUGGGUGUCACGAAAUUUGUACUGGAUUAGUUCGGAGUUUGAUGAAACUCAAAUUAAUGUGGCACAUUUAGAUGGUUCUUUGAAAACCUCAGUCAUCCAUGGAAUUGAUAAACCCCAGUGUCUUGCAGUUCACCCUGUCAAGGGGAAGCUUUACUGGACUGAUGGGAACACAAUUAAUAUGGCAAACAUGGAUGGCAGUAACAACAAAAUACUCUUUCAGAAUCAAAAAGACCCAGUUGGUCUAUCGAUAGAUUAUCUGGAGAACAAGCUUUAUUGGAUCAGUUCAGGAAAUGGAACCAUAAAUAGAUGCAACCUGGAUGGUAGUGAUUUAGAAAUAAUAGAGUCAAUGAAAGAAGAAUUAACAAAAGCCACAGCUUUAACCAUCAUGGAUAAAAAACUCUGGUGGGCAGACCACAACUUAGCUCAGCUGGGUACCUGCAACAAAAGAGAUGGAAGAACCCCCACUGUCCUGCGAAACAAGACUUCAGGGGUUGUACAUAUGAAAGUGUAUGAUAAAGCAGCACAGCAAGGUAGCAAUUCCUGUCAACUAAACAAUGGUGGGUGUUCCCAGCUUUGCUUACCAACAUCAGAAACUACCAGAACGUGCAUGUGUACAGUGGGUUAUAACCUCCGAAAAAAUCGUAUGUCAUGUCAAGGUAUUGAGUCAUUUCUCAUGUAUUCUGUUCAUGAAGGAAUUAGAGGAAUUCCUCUGGAUCCAAAUGACAAAACAGAUGCUUUAAUGCCCAUAUCUGGAACUUCGUUUGCUGUGGGUAUAGAUUUCCAUGGAGGAAAUGACACAAUUUACUGGACUGACAUGGGUUUCAACAAAAUUAGCAGAGCUAGACGAGACCAGACCUGGAAAGAAGACAUAAUUUCAAAUGGCUUGGGAAGGGUUGAAGGCAUAGCAGUGGACUGGAUAGCGGGUAACAUAUAUUGGACAGAUCAUGGCUUCAACUUAAUUGAAGUUGCUAGACUCAAUGGCUCAUUCCGAUACGUAAUUAUAUCCCAGGGUCUGGACCAGCCAAGAUCCAUAGCAGUGCACCCAGAAAAAGGGUAUUUGUUCUGGACAGAAUGGGGACAGACUCCCUGCCUAGGCAGGGCACGGUUAGAUGGGUCUGAGAAGGUUGUGCUUGUGAGCUUGGGGAUUGCCUGGCCUAAUGGAAUCUCCGUUGACUAUGAGGAAAAUAAAUUAUACUGGUGUGAUGCUCGUACAGACAAGAUAGAAAGAAUCGACCUUGAGAGUGGAGGGAACCGGGAGAUUGUGCUCUCAGGGAGCAAUGUGGAUAUGUUUUCAGUAGCAGUCUUUGGAGCUUACAUCUACUGGUCUGACAGAGCACAUGCUAAUGGCUCAAUCAGAAGAGGUCAUAAGAAUGAUGCCACAGAUGCUGUGACCAUGAGGACUGGCCUGGGAAUAAACCUGAAGGAAGUGAAAGUCUUUAACAGACAACGAGAAAAAGGUACUAAUGUUUGUGCCAAGAACAAUGGUGGAUGUCAGCAACUUUGUCUGUAUCGAGGAAAUGCACAGAGAACAUGUGCUUGUGCACAUGGCUAUCUUGGAGAGGAUGGAGUUACUUGUCUGAGACAUGAAGGUUACUUGCUGUAUUCAGGAAGGACAAUAUUAAAAAGUAUACAUCUUUCAGAUGAAACCAAUUUAAAUUCACCAGUAAGGCCAUAUGAAAAUCCAGACUACUUCAAAAAUGUGAUAGCAUUGGCUUUCGACUACAACCUGAAAGGAACGGGUACUAACCGUAUCUUCUUUAGUGAUGCACAUUUUGGAAAUAUACAACUUAUUAAAGAUAACUGGGCUGGCAGAAAGGUGAUAAUUGAAAAUGUAGGUUCUGUGGAAGGACUUGCCUAUCAUAGAGCUUGGGAUACUCUCUAUUGGACCAGCUCUACUACAUCAUCUAUCACAAGACAUACAGUUGACCAGAAACGAAGAGGAUCUUUCAACAGGGAAGCAGUAAUAACAAUGUAUGAAGAUGAUCAUCCACAUGUAUUAGCGCUUGAUGAAUGCCAAAAUUUAAUGUUUUGGACUAACUGGAAUGAGCAGCAUCCAAGCAUCAUGAGAUCUACCCUUUCUGGGAAAAAUGCACAGGUUAUUAUCAGUACUGAUCUCCUCACACCAAAUGGACUUACCAUUGAUCACAGUGCAGAGAAACUCUACUUUUCAGAUGGCAACCUGGGAAAAAUAGAGAGGUGUGAAUAUGAUGGGUCACAGAGAUAUGUAAUCGUCAAGUCUGGACCAGGCACUUUUCUUAGCCUGGCUGUAUAUAAUGGCUAUAUCUUUUGGUCAGACUGGGUGAGACGAUCUAUUCUUCGCUCCAAUAAAUACACAGGAGGAGAUACAAAAGUUCUUCGAUCUGAUAUACCACAUCAGCCAAUGGGCAUCAUUGCUGUUGCCAAUGAUACUAACAAUUGUGAACUGUCUCCCUGUGCACAAAUGAAUGGAGGCUGUCAUGACUUAUGCCUUCUGACUCCUGAUGGUCGAGUGAACUGUUCAUGUAGAGGGGAUCGAAUGCUGGUAGAUGACAACAGAUGUGUGACUAAAAACUCCACAUGCAACAUUUACUCUGAGUUUGAAUGUGGAAAUGGUGAAUGCAUCGACUACCAAUUAACCUGUGAUGGCAUUGCUCAUUGUAAGGACAAAUCGGAUGAAAAACUAUUUUAUUGCGAAAACAGAAGCUGUCGGAGAGGUUUUAGGCCUUGUUACAAUCACCGUUGUAUUUCAAACAACAAAAUGUGUGAUGGCACAAAUGACUGUGGUGACAACUCUGAUGAACUGGACUGUAAAGAUUCAACCUGUGUUUCAACAGAAUUUCUCUGUGCAGAAGGGAUUUGCAUUGCAAAAUCAGCACAAUGCAACCAGGUCCUUGAUUGUGCAGAUGCUUCAGAUGAGAAGAACUGCAAUAACACAGACUGCACUAAUUUCUAUAAGCUUGGAGUAAAAUCUACAGGGUUUAUUAGUUGUAAUUCUACUUCACUUUGUAUACUACCAGAAUGGAUAUGUGAUGGAUCUAACGACUGUGGAGAUUAUACAGAUGAAUUAAAAUGCCCAGUUCGAAACAAGCCCACAUGUGCAGAAAAUUAUUUUGGAUGCCCUAGUGGAAGAUGUAUUCUGAACACAUGGCUGUGUGAUGGACAAAAAGAUUGUGAGGAUGGAGUUGAUGAAUUGCAUUGUGAUUCUUCUUGUUCAUGGAAUCAAUUUGCUUGCUCAGCACACAAAUGUAUCUCUAAGCAGUGGACUUGUGAUGGUGAAGAUGACUGUGGAGAUGGCUUAGAUGAGAGUGAUGCUAUUUGUGGAUCGGUAACCUGUGCUGCAGACACAUUCAGUUGCCUAGGUUCCCAUGCCUGUGUCCCUCAACACUGGCUUUGUGAUGGUGAAAGGGACUGUCCUAAUGGAAGUGAUGAACUCUCUACAGCAGGCUGUGCUCCUAAUAAUACUUGUGAUGAGAACUCAUUCACAUGCCGCAAUAAAGUCUGCAUUCCCAAACAGUUUAUAUGCGAUCAUGAUGACGACUGUGGAGAUGGAUCUGAUGAGUCAUUGGAAUGUGGGUAUCGUCACUGUAAUCCUGAAGAAUUCAGUUGUGCUGAUGGAAGGUGUCUCUCAAAUUCUCAGUGGCAAUGUGAUGGGGACUUUGACUGCCCAGAUCAUUCUGAUGAAGCUCCUAUAAACAUAAAAUGCAAAAGUUCAGAACAGUCAUGCAACAGUUCUUUUUUCAUUUGCAAAAAUGGCAAGUGUAUUCCUCAGAUAGAUAUCUGUGACAAUAAAGAGGAUUGUGGUGAUGGAUCUGAUGAGAGAAAUUGCCAUAUCAAUGAAUGCUUGAGUAAGAAAGUCAGUGGCUGUUCUCAAGAUUGUCAGGAUCUUCCUGUUGGGUACAAGUGCAAAUGCUGGCCUGGAUUCUGGCUCAAGGAUGAUGGCAAAACAUGUGUAGACAUUGAUGAAUGUUCCUCUGGCUUCCCCUGUAGUCAGCAAUGCAUCAAUACAUAUGGAACUUACAAAUGCUUAUGUGCAGAUGGGUAUGAAACACAACCUGAUAACCUCAAUGGCUGUAAAUCUCUUUCAGAUGAGGAGCCUUUCUUAAUUCUGGCUGACCAUCAUGAAAUAAGAAAAAUUAGCACUGAUGGAUCCAACUAUACUUCAUUGAAACAGGGGCUAAACAAUGUGAUUGCAAUAGACUUUGAUUAUAGAGAAGAGUUCAUCUAUUGGAUUGAUUCCAGCAGACCAAAUGGCAGCAGAAUAAACAGAAUGUCUUUGAAUGGAAGUGACAUAAAG